Penicillium brasilianum is the source of this 1359-nucleotide messenger RNA. Lineage: Eukaryota; Fungi; Ascomycota; Eurotiomycetes; Eurotiales; Aspergillaceae. The record is from the annotation of a GenBank genome assembly.
AUGCAUUUCUCGCAACUACUCUUAUUUGCCCUUUAUACUCCAUUUCUCAGUACAGCGGCUGUGAUAGGUCAGCGAUCAAGCACUACUACGACUGCCGUGCAGUCCACCGCUACCAGGGCUGUAUUUGCUCACUAUAUGGUCGGUUCGAUGACCUCGGAUGAGGCCGUGACUGACAUUCAAGAUGCUAUGAAUGCCGGAUUUGACGGAUUCGCCCUUAAUACCCACACUAUCAGUUCUUCUGACACAUGGAAUACUGAUGCACUUAACUACCUGUUUACCGCGGCAGCAGGGACAAACUUCAAGCUAUUUAUUUCAUUCGAUAUGAGUUGGGGUUUAGAUGUUACGCAGCUUGCAGCUUUCUUGGCACCCUAUGCCUCUAAAGACGCAUACUAUACGAUCAACGGGAAGAUUUUCAUAAGUACCUAUACAGGAGGUACCAUAUCAAAUUCUGCCUGGAAGUCGGGACUCAUUGAUCCUCUUACAUCAACCUACGGCAUCAAUCCGUACUUUGUUCCCAACUUUGGUGACUUUUCCGGUUAUCCGACCGGUGUUUUCAGUGCCUAUCCCAUCUUGAACGGCGUCUUCAGCUGGGAGUCAGCAUGGCCAUUCCCUGGAACCACCCCUGUCAAUGUCAGUGACACGGUAGAUUCAGCUGCCUUACAGGAGGCGCGUGCCGCUGGCAAGACCUACAUGAUGCCCUUAUCGUCUUUCCAGUUCAAGUAUCUCGGCAGUGAUCAAGACUGGUAUCGUAUAGGGGAGGUCAAUUUGCCUGAGCGCAUGGGCCAGGCCCUGCAGCUGCAGCCCGACUUUGUCGAAGUCAUCACCUGGAAUGAUGCCGGAGAGAGCCACUACGUGGGCGACGUCUGGCAAGAACAAAUUGCCGGCAGUGCCAUCGGCAAGUAUAGCGACGGCUUCGAUCAUAAGGGAUGGUUACAGAUGAUUACACCCUUCAUUCAAGCUUUUAAAGCUGGUGCAACAAGUAUUUCCCAGAUCGCCCCACCCAGCACUAAGCCCGUCGGAACCCUCUGGUAUCGAACACUUUUGACCAGUGCCAGCUGCUCCUCGUCUAUUUCCAACUAUCAAUCCGCUCGUGAUACAGUGAAUUUUGGCGUGAUUCUUCCUUCUACUGGCUACACAAUCAACGUGUACAGCAACAGCAAUCUUAUUGGCACCUUUGCGGGUCAGAAGGGAUUGAACUACAACAGUGUAGUAGGUCUUACAGCUGGUAGUGGGCAGAUGAUCGAAGUGCUUGAUAGUUCGAAUAAAGUUGUUGCUUCAGCCACAGGAACUAAGAGUGUUUUGGCUGAAAGUUCAGACGCAACUUGCAAUUGGAACUAUGAAGUUGUGGGUCUCUCUUGA